This is a messenger RNA of Danaus chrysippus (African queen), 1206 nucleotides long. NCBI's taxonomy places the organism in Eukaryota, Metazoa, Arthropoda, Insecta, Lepidoptera, Nymphalidae. The record is from the annotation of a GenBank genome assembly.
AUGACGGAUGUGGAAAAGCUGCCUUUAGAAACAAUAAUAGAAAUACUAACAAAGAUUGAUGGGAAAUCAUUAGGUCGAUGUCGUCGUGUAUGUCGAAAAUGGAAGGAAUGUAUAGAUGGGGUAGACAGUUUGUGGCAGAAAUUGUGCGAAAAAGAUUUCCCCGAAUCUUCUAGGAUCGCGAAAAGAAAAAGCGGGACCAGUUUCAAAUGGUACCACAUUUAUCGCAAUCUCACAAUGUGGUCAGACAUAUCAAGAUUUGAAACUGACGUUAAAGAAUUUUAUAAAUUUUCAAUACACAACAAAACACAUCUCCUUGAAAUAGACUAUGGCGUAUUAGCACUCAAUGAUCUUAAAGGAUUGGUUUUAUAUGAUGUGAGUACUCUUAAAUAUAUUCCAGUGUCAAUACCUGAUGGUUUCUGUUCGAAAAUGAGUAAUAAUGAUCAUGCAACUAUAAUCUUAACCAGAACAGGAGUCAUAGUACAAAGAUCAUCUAAUCUUACACCUGAAGAUGAGCAAUACUUACGAGCAGACGAUUUUAUACUCACCGAAGAUCAUUUUUACAUACACAGAAACCGUGAUGUAUUCCGAUGUGAUUUCAAUGCACAAAAUCUAGAUCCCGAACUGAUAAUGCAUUGUCAAUAUAACAUCAAAACUAUGGUGCAUCACAACGGCUCAUUACAAUUAUUCACAGAUUGUGGUAAAGUUGUAACUAUUAAUAAAGAUAACGAAGUUAAAGUCAAUCCGAUCAGUUGUCCUGCAGAAUGGAUUCCACAGAUCAAACAUAUAUCUGCCGUCAAUGAUAAAAACUUUGUAUGCUAUUCAAGAAAUUUAAUCAAAGUCGAGACUAAUAAAUAUAAGCAUCUCUAUUUAGACUUUCCGCCGAUAACUGCUUUGUUUUUCUAUGUCGAUAUAAUUUUGAUUGGCACCGGAAGUAGGGAGAUUCUUCUAUAUAAAUUAUCAAGUCAGAAGAAAGCUAUGAAACCUAUUUUCGAAACGAUCGCCGUUCUGCCUGAAGGGAAAAUUCCUUUGCAAUUGGAUGUUGUUGAAAGAAAAAAUGGACCUUUGAUAGCCGCAUCAACAUCUUUUGAGCUUUACCUGAUUGAAAUCAAAUUCUUUCCAAAUGAAAAACCCAAACAGAGUUUUACACCGGACAAACACACAAUGUACAAGAGACUUCACAGACUUAAAAACGAAUUCUACUUGUAA